CCGGGCGGGUUGAGGAUGACUUUCACUGCACAAAGUACGCGUACAUUUUGUUGGAUUCCAUUCUCAAUUUAAUUUGAGUGACAAGUCGGCCCCCAGAAAUUUAUAACUUUAAACUUUACUGUUUUUAAUUUGUAAUUAUAGUUAAGAACUAGAUUUAAAUAAUUUGAACAGCGUCAAAUGGCAGGUCGAUCGAAAACGCAGCAGCGAAAUCGCCCCACGGUCGCAACGUCUGAAGACUUUGACGAAGAUGAUCCCGUUCUAAAUGUUGUACGGUUUGGGGUGGACAAUGUAAAAAAGUUUAUUAAUGACACCAUCCCUAAAUGUCCUCAAGAAAAGGGGAAGAAAGUAAUGGCAACCAAAAUGGAAAAACUCCUCGUCCGACUUAUCAAGGCGGAAAUGGUGUACACCAAGGCAAAUAGUAUUGUCAGCGAAGUUGUGGAGGAAAUGCCGGAUAACGUCACUGCAGAGGUGGACGACACACUCAAAACUUGUGACGAGAUCUCCGAGACGUCCAAUCAACACAUUACAGAAUUUGAGGAAGGACUUUCUCUCAACAAAAUUAAACAACAUCCCAUGUACGAGAGAGUCAUGCAAGAUAUUGAAGAAGCUUUAGAUGUGACGCCUACACAAAGCACUUCUUCAUCAUUGCAGCAGACUCAAUCAUCUCAGGAAACUACGGAGGACGAGGAUGCUGGCGAUACUACAGUGGACUUGGGAGGAGAUGAAGAUGUCGAGGGAACUCAGGAUAUGAUUCCAACAUGUGACCCAAUUACAAAGGGACCACUUCUAGAUCCGAUAAGGAAUAAAAAAUGUGGUCACAUUUAUGGCAAGGCUUCAAUUACCCAGAUGAUCAAGGCUAGUAAUAAAUUAAGAUGCCCAAUUGCUGGGUGCUCUAACAAAGAUUUUGUUAGAGUAGCUCAUCUCGUUGCGGAUGAAAAAUUGACUGCAGCAAUAAAAAAUCGGCAAGAUGCUACCACAAAACAGACAAGACGUCGCUAGACCCUAACUAGCUUUAUUUUAAGUAAUUUAAUUGGUUAUAAUGUUUCUCAAACUGUUAACCUUAAAAACUAUUUUGUACCUUUCACAAUUUCCCUGACGUCAUAUCAUGACCAUGACCAGACACAUGUUGAAACUUACAUUACUUUUCAAUUGAUUUUGUAUGUAAUAAUUUCUUGUGAGUUUCUCAUGUUUAAAGUACUUUGUAAUAAAUAUGCAUGUAUAAAAAUUAUUUCGAUAAAUUGUCAUUACGUUACGACACGA
Folsomia candida is the source of this 1260-nucleotide messenger RNA. Its product is annotated as E3 SUMO-protein ligase MMS21. The record is from RefSeq and is a predicted model, not a curated record. The transcript has 6 exons. Gene Ontology annotation, biological process: protein sumoylation; double-strand break repair via homologous recombination. Lineage: Eukaryota; Metazoa; Arthropoda; Collembola; Entomobryomorpha; Isotomidae. Gene Ontology annotation, cellular component: Smc5-Smc6 complex; nucleus. Bases 178 to 999 code for a protein of 273 amino acids. Gene Ontology annotation, molecular function: zinc ion binding; SUMO ligase activity.